AUGGCCGCUCCUCCUCCUAAUGGGCCGAUGCCAGGCCCAAUGCCCGGGCCAAUGCCCGGCCCAAUUCCGAUGGUCAUGGGCCCCAACGGCCCGAUGCCAAUGCCCAGUCCCGAGCAGAUCGCCGCCAUGCAGCGGCAGUUGGCUAUGGACGCUGAGAAGGCCGGCAUGACCGUGCCGCAGUUCAUCGAGCAUCUCAGGAAGCAAGCUGCCGAGCAGAUGCAAGCACGCAUGCAGCAGAUGCAGCAACAGCAGCAGCAGCAGCAAGGAGGGGGACCCCAAGGUGGUCCUCAGGGCGGUCCUCAGGGUCAACCUCAGCCCCAACAUCAGCACCCACACGGCCAUCCUCAUCCCCAUCCUCACCCUCACCCGCAUCCUCAUCAGCACCAAGUUAUGCGUGGCCAGCCGCAGCGUAUUGUGCCGGGCCCGCCCAACCCGGUUGCCAUCGCGCUGGCUAAGUUCCUGCGCAGCCAGAAUCUGAAGACACGCACCUGUAUCCUGAACGGCGAGCGCAAAGACAUGUUCCGCGUCAAACGUGCCCUCCGCGCCUUGCAAUCCGACGCCUACCAGCAAGCACGCAAGAAGAACCCCGCCCUCCCCGAAAUUACCGACCGCGCCUCCCUCGAAAAUGCAUUCAAGCUGCUUCCCCUCUCGAUGCUCGCCCUGCGCGUGGUCAAAGCCGAAGAAGACGACGGCCACGGGCACGACCACCCACCGGGCCAAAAGCCCAAGAAAAAGAAGAAGCGCGUGAAGGGGCUCUGGACAGUCCGUAUCGAGCCGCAGCAAGAGGCCGGCGACGAUAUGUACUAUGUCUGGCUGUGGGAGGGUCCCCAGGUGAUGCGCAAGGUGUACGCGGCGCUGGCGCUGGUGGCCAUCUUCGCGCUGGUGUGCUACCCGCUGUGGCCGGCUAAGCUGCGGCAGGGCGGGUACUACCUGAGCUGGGGCUUCCUGUGCUUUAUGGGGCUGUUCUUCGCCAUGGCGAUUUUCCGCGUCAUUUUGUUCUGCGUGACCUACUUUGUCGUGCCUCCCGGCCUGUGGCUCCCGCCAGCAGCAAAAAAGAAAAAGAAGAAGUCCAAGAAGAAGGACGGCUCCUCUGGUUCUCCCGCUAAGGAGGGGUCUGCUAACGCCGCGGCCACCUUCGCGGCCACGACCGGCCAGCCGGCCCCGCCCAGUGCUACAACCACGGCCACCGAAACCAAGGUCGUGUCCGCGACGCCUGUUCAGCGCACUGGGUAUGUGGCGCCGCGCGUGGAGGAGCUGGAGGAUGAUGAGUGA
Molecule: messenger RNA, 1272 nt
Organism: Thermochaetoides thermophila DSM 1495
Lineage: Eukaryota; Fungi; Ascomycota; Sordariomycetes; Sordariales; Chaetomiaceae
Exons: 4
Coding region: 1-1272 (423 amino acids)
Biological process (GO): post-translational protein targeting to membrane, translocation
Cellular component (GO): endoplasmic reticulum; endoplasmic reticulum membrane
Source: RefSeq, a predicted model, not a curated record